Sipha flava (yellow sugarcane aphid) is the source of this 1460-nucleotide messenger RNA. RefSeq lists its product as uncharacterized. The record is from RefSeq and is a predicted model, not a curated record. The annotation marks the transcript as partial. The transcript is spliced from 3 exons. Lineage: Eukaryota; Metazoa; Arthropoda; Insecta; Hemiptera; Aphididae.
AGCGAUGCCUUGGAAAUGUUAUUAAGAAUUUAUAAGUUUUUUCAAAACUUAAAUCGGAGUAUUUAUGGGAGCUUACUGUUAAAAGUAGAAUCGUGUAUUCAGUGUGAAAUUUUCACUAUUCAUUUGUUUGGAACAAUUACUUUGACAUGUGUCUGCGGGUGCGUAAAAUUUCCCCGCGUAGCAUUCUCAACCAUCUCGCAAUCAUCACCCGACGCGGCACAAGCGAAAUGUAGAUAAGGAUAUUAUUAUUAGAUAUUUUGUAAUUUGUUGUACUUCGUAUAUUUACUGUGAACUGAGGGCUACACUCAGGAUAACAAAAUAUAAUUCAAUAAACCUAUCGUUUAUAUUAUUAUCAAUGAUUUAGAAGUUUCAGUCAUUAGACAAUCGUCUGACGUAACCAACAUUAUUCUACUGUUUAGUGAAGUUUUGUCUUUAUAAGUUAAAAUGAAUAGCAAGUACAAACCUAAGCAUAGAAAGCCGUUAUCCCACAGAAAAAAAAAAUAAAGGGAAUGUAAAGGCAUUUACUAAAACCACCAAUGCAUUUCAAUCAACGACAUCAUCAAUAUCUACGAAUACCAACAUCCACGGGAAAUGUAACUACUUGUUAACCAAUGAUGAUAUUUCAUUAGCUACCCCUCUGGAUACUACCGGGUACCAAAAUUCAUUGUUGGAUAUGACUAAUCAUUUACAACCUAGUUGUUCAUCACCAAUAAAUAAAGAAGUAAAUGUGUCAUCUUCGUUAUUCAAUACAGUUUUAAAUAUAUCACCAAUCAAUAAAUCAGAAAUAUUAUGCACAAAAGACCAAACACAAUACGAAGAAUAUCCAAAUUUAUGCAUUUCAGAUUCACCGGCGAAGAAUAAUACGGAAGAAAUUGAAGUAUGUGGUAGAAGAAUUGUAAAUAUAUUUAAUUUAUUCGAGGAAAUUAAAAAUAUUGACAAGCAUGACCCAUUUGACUGUAGUUUUAAAAAUAUGAUUGUCAUUGGUGAGAAACGAAUUGGUUUUAAAUCAAUCUUCACUUUUAAGUGCAGUAUGUGUCAAAUUAAAAAGACUGUGGGUACUGAAAACAAUGUAUUUACGCCCAUAAAUACAUCAGUAGUCAUUGGAGUCUUGAACAUUGGAUGUGGUUAUAGUCAGCUUCAAGAGGUUAUGAGUGCAAUGGAAGUACCAACUAUUCAUAUAAAGACAUACCAGGCUGAGCACGAUCUUAUAUGUAAAGGGUACGAAGAAACCGCCUUAGAAACAAUGAAAGAAGCAGCAAAAGUUGAAGCUGAACUAGCCGUUGCAGAAGGAGAAGUCGAUGUCGAUGGAACACCUUUAGUGGCAGUCGUAGCUGAUGGAAGCUGGUGUAAGAGGUCGUAUAGGACUAUGUACAAUUCACCUUCUGGUAUGGCUGCACUUGUAGGAUACAGAACAAGAAAGAUUUUAUUUAUGGGUGUCAAGAAUAAAUUCUGCGCAAUAU